Rhineura floridana is the source of this 2365-nucleotide messenger RNA. It is a transcript of the gene ARF3, whose product is annotated as ADP ribosylation factor 3. Gene Ontology annotation, cellular component: plasma membrane; cytoplasm. The record is from RefSeq and is a predicted model, not a curated record. Gene Ontology annotation, molecular function: GTPase activity; GTP binding. The coding region runs from base 222 to 767 and encodes 181 amino acids. The transcript is spliced from 5 exons. Gene Ontology annotation, biological process: vesicle-mediated transport; intracellular protein transport. Lineage: Eukaryota; Metazoa; Chordata; Lepidosauria; Squamata; Rhineuridae.
CGGUUCGCCUUGUGGGGGCGGCGGCAGGAGAAGCAGCAGCGGUAGCAGCAAAGGACCUGGCAAAGGGGAGGGGGGCAGUGCCGGAGUAAUUGCUGCUGCAAGGGAGCAGAGCUUGGUUGGCAGCGGGGAGUGAACAGGCCGGCCGAGCUCCAGCGGAGGACUUGUCCUUUGACACCAGUUGGACAGAAGAAGCCAAGACCUGCACUGUUGAACCUGCCGCCAUGGGGAACAUUUUUGGAAACCUGCUGAAGAGCCUGAUUGGCAAGAAGGAGAUGCGCAUCCUCAUGGUGGGUCUGGAUGCUGCCGGGAAGACCACCAUCCUCUACAAGCUCAAACUGGGAGAGAUCGUCACCACUAUCCCUACUAUUGGGUUCAACGUGGAGACGGUUGAGUACAAGAACAUCAGCUUCACUGUUUGGGAUGUUGGUGGCCAGGACAAGAUACGGCCCCUGUGGCGGCACUACUUCCAGAACACCCAGGGUCUGAUCUUUGUGGUGGACAGCAACGAUCGGGAGAGGGUGAAUGAGGCACGCGAGGAGCUGAUGCGGAUGCUGGCAGAGGAUGAACUGCGAGAUGCUGUUCUCCUUGUCUUUGCUAACAAACAGGACCUCCCCAACGCCAUGAAUGCAGCAGAAAUCACGGACAAGCUGGGCCUGCAUUCGCUGCGCCAUCGCAACUGGUACAUCCAGGCCACCUGUGCCACUAGCGGGGACGGCCUCUAUGAGGGCUUGGAUUGGCUGGCCAACCAGCUGAAGAACAAGAAAUGAGUGCAGGGGUGGUGGUGGGCUAAGCCUCUCACUGUCGGUUCCAUUUUGGGUUGAUUCCCCCCUUAUCCAGCCCCCUCCCUCACCCCCCCUUUCUUUUCCCUAAUGGGUUUGCUUUUCCUUGCCGGCACCGGUUGCUGUGGGGGUUGGGUGGUGGGUUGGGGUUAACUUUUGGUUUCUUUCUCUUUUUCUCAAGUUCUGGCUCUGCCAGGAUUUUUUGCACGGUCUCUGUGUGUGUGCGUGCGUGUGUGAUAAAUAUAUAUAUAGAGAUAAUAAAAUAUAUGGGCGUGGUGGGAGGGUUGGGGCAAGUAGGGAUUGGGUGCCGAUUCUGUGGCCUUUCUUUUUUUCUUCCUGUUUUUGUUUUUGUUGAUCAGUUUUGUAUUUCUUGGUGGUCUGUGAAACUUGGCUCCCUUUAUGACUGGAGGUGACCAAUACUCAGUGGCAGCCUGCUUCUUACUUUUGUGUCCUGUUGGUGCAGGUGCAGUCAAGGAACCCAGGUGACAAAGAUGGGAAGUGAAAGGGGAGUGUGUGCAGUCGCAAUAUGUGCAGGGAGGCAGAGGCCAAUGAAUGCAAGGAGGGAGCAUUCUAGGAUAUGGGUCUGCAGAUGAUCAGAGGCCCCUUCUGAACUGGGGGGCGUGUAUAGGAGAGAGCAGUACUUCCACUUGUCCCCCAGGUGAUGUAUUUGUUCUGCUUAUGUUUUUUAUUGGGUAGUGCCCCCUGCUGGCAACAAUUGAGAUUGCAGCAAUACUGAUUAUCCUGCUGUUCUUACCUCCCCUCCGUCCGUUGCCCUGUUAACAGCUUCAUGAGUCGCCCAUGUGGUUAGCUGUUCAAUGCUGCUGAUGAACUGAAUCAUUUGCAUUCCAACUUCUUAGACCAAAUGGCAUUGGAGCCCUGGAUAAUGCAUCUCUCUUUGGCCCCAUUAAUUCCAUGUCCCCUUCUCAGAAAGUGGACCAGCCUUGAUGGUCAUUAGUAUGGGCUGUUGUACUAGAUUUGGGACCAGUGCUGUCACAGAGCUGCCCAUGCAAAUGUAAGUGCUCACUUUUUUCCCUGGUUUGGCUUCCUCUUUCCAUCCGAGGGAAGCGUGGGCACAUGCAGGGUUCACCCACCCCUGGCAGCUUCACAAGGAUGGCUUUUUAAAAAUUGCUGCUUACUGUGUGGAUGUCUCCCAAUUGUACAGAUCACUCCAUCCUUCCUCCAACAUACUCUUUCUCUUGUAAGGUUCCUUUUCCAUGCUGGGAGAAGUUGGGAAGAAUUGUGGGGUUCUUUUCCCUUUCCAUUUUAGGGGGUAAUGAUUGUAUUAGGGUUAAACCCAGGUCACUGCAUGUAACUUUCUGAUCACUCCCUGCCUCUGGACAGUGUUAGUACUGUGUGUUCCCUUCCCCCAUCCUAGCAAAUACGUAUUUAUUCCUCUUUCCCUCCCCCUACCCAACUUCAGCUCCCUUUGCUUGGUGUAAAGUGGUUUUCUUUCCCCCUCUUUCUGAUUUGUUCAUUCUUUGGGCCAUGGCUCCCUAUAUGUGUUUUUUUCGCCUCCUCCCCCCGGAACAGUUGGAUGCACCAUGACUUCUGUGCACCCCCAUUGGAUAUUAAACUUGUUUUAUGUA